AUGUGUUACAGUGUUCUAGUAUUUCCACCUGUGAGUAACUACCGCAGAUUUCUCAUUCAUCGCUGUGUUGAGCAGUUGAGUCAACCAGAUCUUGCCACCUUCUCUAUAGGUGUCAGUGACGAGCGACGAACUGUUGUUUGUUACCGAGAUAAAUUAUUGAGUGAUGAAGCUUGUGCAAGACCAACCAUGGUCCUGACACAGACAGAAAAGCCGAAUGCCACCCAAAAUGGAGAGAAUGCGGUGGGGAGCUCUGCGCGAGCGCAGCCUCAGGAGAAGCCAAGAUCCGGUUCGUCGAAACCCAGACGACCAGAUCGAGCGGUCUAUGUUCCGAGGGCUUUGCGAGGAGGAGCAGACAACACCACAGAUGAAAACAAACCUUUAGAAAACAAGCGGACCAGUCACAGCGCCGACGGAAAGUGUCCAAAAUCUCCUGGGUCCAAAGAAAAGUCCGUUCACGGUACACCCAGAAAAUCUCUAGACAAGAAUUUCUGCAACGUUUACACACCGCCUCAUCUCAGGAAUCAAAGAUCUCAGACAGCACACAUCGAUAGUGAGCCUCCUAGCGAAAACACAACCGUGCCUUUCGGCUGUCAAGUGCCAAAUAAUGAUAGUGCAAUAUCAAUUAGUGAUAAUAGUUAUAAAGAGUUAGAAGGAGAGAGUUUCUAUAUAGGAGAUUAUUUUGCUAACGGACAGCUAGGUUUUUACUCACCUAAUUUGUACCAAUACAACGAUAUACAAAACGUCGAAGAUUGGAGGACAAAUGAAACUGAAGACUUGAAUAUGUCGCUUCAACAAAAUCAAGGCAAUAUUAUUGAUAAGGAUUAUUUAUAUGACAAAGAUGAAGACGUCGAGAAGAAUGAAUUGAAGCGAGCGUCACAAGAAAUUAAUAGGAGUAGUAAGAGAAUUAUCAAGCAGACUUUUGAUUCGGAUGUUUUAGUGAUAUCGGAUCCGAUAGAGGAGCCUGUUAGUCCACGAUCGACAAGUCCACGAGAGAAAGACGAAAAUGAAGUACCAAAAGAGCAGAAAAAGAAGACUAAACCGAAAUUGGAAGCAAAGGUAUCAUUAAAACGCGAAGAAAACGAUUGGGAUGCAGUGUUUGAUGAUAGUGGUGAAUGCCUGGACCCGUCUUUACUAGAAGAACUUACAUCUACUGUUGGGAAAGUGCACAUAUCAAAAACUAAGAACAAUUACGAUCAGUAUCAAACACGAGGUCAAGCUUUAUUCAAUGGGCCCUAUGAUGAGACGUUUGCGCAUGUCGUGGAGGUGUAUGAUUUUCCAAAUGAAUUUAAAACGAAUGAUAUAUUGUCGUUGUUUAGUGAAUAUAAAGAUACUGGAUUCGAGAUUAAGUGGGUGGAUGAUACGCAUGCCUUAGUUGUAUUCAGCAGCGCAAAAAUUGCUGCGGAAGUAUUGUCUACUCAACGCUCGCUUGCCAAAUGUCGGCCGUUGCAUGCAGCCACCCUCGAAUCGCGGAAUAAGGCAAAAAAAUGUGCAGAGUUCCUUCAACCAUACAGACAGCGACCAGAAACGUGUACUGCGCUUGCGAGGCGACUGGUCUCUGGCGCUUUGGGUGUGCGAUUGAGCACCGCAAGACAGGAAAGAGAUGAAGAAAGACGCCUUAUUACUAUUGCUAGAGAGAAGAAACGCAAAGCUGCCCUUCAUAAAGAGGAAGCUUGGGAUGGCUCGCUUGAAAAUUCGUUGCAGACGUUAGACACCUGA
Pieris macdunnoughi is the source of this 1716-nucleotide messenger RNA. The record is from the annotation of a GenBank genome assembly. NCBI's taxonomy places the organism in Eukaryota, Metazoa, Arthropoda, Insecta, Lepidoptera, Pieridae.